This is a messenger RNA of Hibiscus syriacus, 1038 nucleotides long. RefSeq names its product triosephosphate isomerase, cytosolic-like. Gene Ontology annotation, biological process: glyceraldehyde-3-phosphate biosynthetic process; glycerol catabolic process; glycolytic process. The transcript is spliced from 9 exons. Gene Ontology annotation, molecular function: triose-phosphate isomerase activity. The coding region runs from base 119 to 880 and encodes 253 amino acids. Gene Ontology annotation, cellular component: cytosol. Lineage: Eukaryota; Viridiplantae; Streptophyta; Magnoliopsida; Malvales; Malvaceae. The record is from RefSeq and is a predicted model, not a curated record.
CACAGAUGAUUUCGUCCACUCUUAUAUUAUAGUGAGCUUUUUCAGCUUUGAGUUUCUUGUUUCUCUCUUAAUUCUCGUUUUCAUCGUUAAAAAAAAAAACACCAAAACACACAACUUCAUGGCUCGGAAAUUCUUCGUCGGCGGCAACUGGAAAUGCAAUGGGACAACUGAGGAGGUUAAGAAGAUUGUUACUACACUGAAUGAAGCUGAGGUUCCUUCCCAUGAUGUUGUGGAGGUUGUUGUGAGCCCUCCAUUUGUGUUCCUUACCCUUGUCAAGAGUCUGUUGCGGUCUGAUUUUCAUAUCGCUGCUCAGAACUGCUGGGUCCGCAAAGGCGGUGCUUUCACAGGAGAAAUUAGUGCGGAGAUGCUUGUUAAUUUGGGGAUUCCAUGGGUUAUUAUUGGUCACUCUGAGAGAAGGGCUCUCUUGAAUGAGUCCAACGAGUUUGUUGGAGAUAAGGUAGCGUAUGGGCUUUCUCAAGGCUUGAAAGUGAUUGCUUGCAUUGGAGAGACUCUCGAACAGCGAGAAUCAGGCUCUACCAUGGCUGUAGUUGCUGCACAAACCAAAGCAAUUGCCGAUAAAGUUACAAAUUGGGAUAAUGUUGUUUUGGCAUAUGAACCUGUUUGGGCCAUUGGUACUGGGAAGGUUGCAACCCCUGCUCAGGCUCAGGAAGUUCAUUGCGAAUUGAGGAAAUGGCUUAAUGAAAAUGUUGGCGCUGAUGUUGCUGCAUCAACUAGAAUUAUAUAUGGAGGUUCCGUAAAUGGAGCAAACUGCCAGGAGCUGGCCGGACAGGCAGAUGUGGAUGGCUUUUUGGUUGGUGGGGCUUCUCUGAAACCCGAGUUUGUGGAUAUCAUCAAGUCCGCAACUGUGAAAAAGAAUUGAAGUUCACAGCCUGGAAUCAUAGCUUAAAAGCAUAAACAAAAUUCUGGGGAAAACUUUUUAAUUUUGUAGUUGUGGCCCCUUCCACAGAACCUCAUAUCAGACCAAAUUUGACAUUGUUUUCGUUGGUUUGAGACAUGAAUGCUCGUGUUGGACUUUCA